ACUGAAGAGUUGGGCUAAAUCACCAGCCUGCGAUAGAACGCACACCGCACAGGCCGGCGACAUUCCAAUGCGGCGGCGCCGUCGGGAAGGAAUACGCCGCCGGUUCGCGGUUGCUGCCUGCGACCGCUCUCCUCCGCGGAUGACCACCACACCGUUCCGUCGAGCCCGCGCGCCGCUCUCCCAGGGUCGCAGUCCAAGGGAGUACGAGACCGCACUCGGGCGGCCGGUUGGCGUGCGUCGAUCUACCGUGACGUCCAAGGGCCCGUGGAAAGCGACGAUCCAUCGACAGAGCAGUGUCCAAUGCCGUGGCGACUCAGGGGCGGCGGCUUGGACGGCGAACUUGUGGUGCCUUCGGCUUAGAUGGAGCCGCCACCCAUUCAACGCAAGCCACCUAUUCUACCAAAUGCCAGAGCCAAUGACUACUGCCAGCCUACUAGGAGUGUCAACGGGCAGCGGCAAGCGACGCAUGUGCGGCCGCCGCUUUCGGCUACGCCGGCCAACGCCCUGCCGUGCCCGCCAGUGAACAUACACAGCACAGCUCCAAAAUACGGGACAAAGGGCUGGAGAAAAUACUACUACUACCGCAGGAGCUACUCUGCAUUUUGGUUUAUUAGGCUCGAUCAGACGACGGCUGAUAAAGUAUGUGGAUGAUGCCGCCGCCGACGGCUACACUAGAAAUACAGCAUGCAUAAUCGAUUGGUACACACACCGUAUUGUUUGUGAGAGUUGGAUCAUCGAUUUAAUAUGGGUCCGUCUAAAUCUUUGCUAGUAAGUAUUGGCCACCCUAAAAGAAUGGAAGUGCAAUAUAAAAGUACAACCUGUUUUAGAUACUUCCAUAGUAAGUGUCAAAAACUUAGUACAAAAGUUAUACUAACUUAGUACUCCCUCUGUUCCAUUCUAUAGUGCCUAUUGUUUUUUGGCACGGAAAUUAGCGCAAAAGUAUUUUUUACACAAGACCCCUUGCUGUUCGAUUUGAGAUCAACGUAAAAUUUGGUAAAUCCAUAUCUUUCUAACUUACCAUAACAAUUUUUGGGAGCUGAACGAUUUGGGAGUUGAACGGGGAGGGGUAAUUGAAAAAAAGCUAAGCUAAAACCUUAUAUUCUGAAACAAAUGCCGAAAAUCUAUAGGCACUAUAUAAAGAAACGGAG
Messenger RNA from Lolium perenne, 1148 nucleotides. Lineage: Eukaryota; Viridiplantae; Streptophyta; Magnoliopsida; Poales; Poaceae. The record is from RefSeq and is a predicted model, not a curated record.